Molecule: messenger RNA, 1695 nt
Organism: Microplitis demolitor
Lineage: Eukaryota; Metazoa; Arthropoda; Insecta; Hymenoptera; Braconidae
Gene: Wat
Exons: 4
Coding region: 438-704 (88 amino acids)
Source: RefSeq, a predicted model, not a curated record
UACACAUUUUACGGAAUACAACAAACUGGUGAGCACGUUCAGUUAAAAAGAGUGCUCACUCCUGUAUUAAACAACAUAUAUUUAACAACAAAAGGACAUAUAUAUGUAAGAAAUAUAUAAGGACUUGGACUUAGACCUAAAGUCGGAGAUACAUUUUCUGAUACUCCCACCCUCUGAAACGACGUACGUUACUCUUUCUCGGCAACCCUGUACACUUAUUCGUACAACGGUUUCAGUAAAACCUCUUUCUCUCUUUAAAUCCAACGCGUGCUAAUACUCGACAGUUAACGAGCGAUACUGACGCGGGACAGGAGGUCGCACUUAAACAACUUACAGCCUGUCCUUUUAUUAAUUGUUGUGGUUUUUUCAAAAGUUUACUGGUUUUUUUUUAUUUUAUAUAUAUCUGUUUUGGUUUUGUUUGUUACAAAUCAAGAGCCAUGAGACUUACCGCCAUAUUUGUAUUUAUCUCCACGAUGUUAGCAACCGCGAUGGCAAUACCUUAUGACUACAAUUCAUUUUUCUCGGAUUUCGGUCCGUACUAUCGUGCCGUAACCCCAAUGAGAGAUCCAAGAUCUAAUACAGGACCCGUCGUAUUUCCACCAGGCCCACCGUCAGAGCGCAUAGAAUCAAGCGGCGUAAUAGUCGGAGCCAGUGGCUUUGGAUUCGUGCCACCAAACUCAGGUUUCUGGGCAUAUUACUUCUAAGAAAAGACUUCAGAACGCACAAUCAUCGAAGGUGAACUUACAUGAAAUCUAAAAUAAAGUAUAGUCGACUACCCGUUAUAAGCCAGGUCUAAGUGACGCAAGGAAAAAGGCUUAUAAGAGGCUGUCUGGUACAAAUUUCAGAAAAGAGACCAAGUGGGGGAGGGUUUGGACUCAGUAAACACUGAUUUAGGAAAAGAGGCUUAGGGCAGGCUUAUAGCGGGUAGUCGACUGUACAUAUUUUCCAUUGAAAUAAAUGAAAAGGAUAAUUCUGCUUCGUCAUCUUGGAUACUACUUUACACAUAUUAAGUAAGGCGUUUUAUCUCAGACGACGAGACACUGGUGUUUUCUUGUAAUAAUAAAUAUUAUGAAUUAUGAUAAAUCAAUUAAACCACUGCCACGGCAUUUUCAUUGCCCAUUAAAACAGUCAUGUGAUUAUUAAGCUAUCCCAUUAAAUAUGAUCCUUAGGAUACUUUAAUGACGCAAUGGACAGUUUUAUUCAAUAAUGAUUUAAAGAGCUAUAUCACAAUAUAUACAUAUAUAUAAUGUAUAUAUACAUAUAGAUUGAGUGACGGGAAAUUGUGCUAAAGUUAAUACAAGAAAUGUAUGACCUUCGAUGCUAUGAAGAGAAAUCAGUGCUGGUUAUGUUAAAUGCUCCAAUCAAUUUAUUCACUUGGAACUUUUAUCAUACCAUUAAAUUCAAUAAAUAUAUGUAUAUAUUUAUAUUUAUAUAUGUUUAUUUAUUUUUUUUACUGACAGAUACUGCGAUUAACUAAUGAUCUAAUCUCAUUAUCAUUGUCAGUCCAGACAUAAACUCUGUGAAGAAUAUGUUUUUUUUUUUUUUUUUUAAUUAUUAAUAAAUACAUAAAUAUAUUCAUAGUCAAUAUUCUGCAUGAGUUAGCAAAAUUAGGGAGUAUGAGUCAAUGAACUGGGUAUUUAAAAAUUAAUAUUAAAAAAAUGACGAUGGAUUUAUUUAUUGUUUUUUUUUAUAGUU